UCCGAAAGGCUCGCGAGAAAUCUGCAGCCUGUCGGAAACAAUGUCGUCGCUCGAGGCUCGUACGGCCAAAGUCCAUGGAGUUUUCAUAUGACCGACCGAUUUCACAUCUUCUAAUAUCAUUAUGAAGGAAGUUGUUCUGACAUGGAAGCUGGUCAGCUUCACUUGCAUACUGGCGUUGGUAAGACCCGUUCCUGAAAAGUUACCCAUAGGAGCCAUCUUCACACCGGGAACACAGUCCUUACAUACAGCUUUCGAGUAUGCCAUCUACCUUCAUAAUACCAGUGAUAGCCAAGCGAGAUUUAAAGUAAAAGCUGUUAUUGAUGUCCUUGAUUUGGACGAUCCCUUCAAGAUUUCCAGAACACUCUGUAAUCAACUCAGUCGUGGUAUAUUCGCAUUGGUUUCACCGACGUCAGAACCGUCCUAUCACACUCUGGCUGCCUAUACCAACACCUUUCAGAUGCCUUUGGUCAGCCCUUCGUUUCCGGAAGCCGGGGCUGACCGCGACAUGCAAUUUGCCCUCAACAUGAAACCCGUUUAUUUGCGUGCAAUCGUCGACGUCAUCAAACAUUAUCAAUGGAAGUCUAUCAUUUAUUUAUACGAUUCGGACGACGGUCUUUUAAAACUCCAACAUAUCUUUCAUUUGACGACCGAAACUUAUAAGUUAAAAGUAAGAGGAGUGAGAAGGAUAGUGAACGAAACCGAUGCCAACUUGUUUCUCUAUUCGAUGCAAAGUCAAGAUCAAACUCAAGACAAACAAAAAUAUAUUAUACUGGAUUGCAAUGCGACAGUAGCACAAAAAAUAAUUGUUAAUCACGUGAAAAAUAUUUAUAUGGGUCGAAGGAACUAUCAUUUUCUUCUAACUAGUUUGAUUGUAGACGAAAAUUGGAACAGUGAAGUCUUGCAACACGGUGCUAUUAACGUGACGGGAUUUCAAAUACUUCAGCCAAAUCGACCAGAAAUGAGGCAUUUUUUGAGUCAGUGGAAAAAACUCGAUCCUUUUAAAUGGCCGGGCUCUGGAAAUAAAUUCUUUGAUGCUAAUAUUGCUCUUAUGUAUGACGGCAUCAAAGUUAUUUUAGAUGCAUUCAGUCGUUUAAUGAAGAAGAAACCAGAUAUAUUUCGCAAUAAUUUUCGUAGGGGCGAAGUUUAUAAUAAUGGAACAAAGGGAAUUGAUUGCAGAAGAAUUCCAGUAAUGCCUUGGGAACAUGGUGAAAAAAUUAUUAACUUUAUGAAGAAGACAGAAAUAAAAGGUUUAACUGGAAAUAUCUCUUUCGAUGAAUAUGGUUAUAGAAAAAAUUUUACUGUGGAUAUUGUAGAAAUGACAAUUAACAGCGAAAUGGUGAAAAUAGCUCAAUGGUCAGACACGAAAGGUUUGGAGUUAGUUCCUCCUAAAUACAGGCGUGUACCACAGAAUACCGGAUUUGAAAAUAAAACAUAUAUCGUUACUAGUAUAUUAGAAGAACCAUAUUUAAUGGAAAAAAAAGCCGAACCGGGACAAAAUAUGGAAGGAAACGAUAGGUUCGAAGGAUAUUGCAAAGAUCUCGCAGAUUUGAUUGCAGAUAAUCUAAAAUUCAACUACAUCUUGCAGUUGGUUAACGAUUCUAAAUAUGGAGGGUUGGACCCAAAUGCUAAAGGAGGAUGGAAUGGAAUGGUUGGAGAACUCAUUCGCAAAGAAGCCGAUAUAGCCAUUGCUCCAUUAACAAUAACAUCGGCUAGAGAGAACGUGAUAGAUUUUACCAAACCUUUUAUGUCGUUGGGUAUCAGCAUCAUGAUCAAGAAACCGGUAAAUAGGAAACCUGGUGUGUUUUCCUUUAUGAAUCCUUUGUCAGAAGAGAUUUGGAUGUGCAUUAUCUUCGCCUACGUCGGUGUUUCUGUCGUCUUGUUUCUAGUCAGUCGCUUUUCACCCCACGAAUGGAGAUACGAAGACGGAAUGAUGGGACCAACGGCUUCCAAUGACUUCUCUCUACAAAACAGUCUUUGGUUUUCCUUGGGCGCCUUCAUGCAACAAGGCUGUGACAUUUGUCCGAGGUCGAUUGCAGGUCGUAUAGUGGGCAGUGUCUGGUGGUUUUUCACACUCAUCAUUAUCUCUUCGUACACUGCCAAUUUGGCUGCCUUUCUCACAAUGGAAAGAAUGGUAACGCCUAUUAAUUCUGCUGAAGACUUAGCCAAACAGACUGAAGUCGAAUAUGGUACUCUAUCGUUUUCUUCGACGCAGGAAUUCUUCAGGCUUCAAAGCGCAAAAAUAGCUGUUUAUGCUCGGAUGUGGGAAUUUAUGAAUUCGAGGAAGCAAGUUUUUGUCUCUUCUUACGGAGAGGGCAUCAGAAGAGUAAGGGAAUCGAAGGGAAAAUAUGCAUUUUUAAUGGAAUCUACUAAGAACGAAUAUAUUAACGAGAGACAACCUUGCGAUACGAUGAAAGUAGGAAGAAAUUUAGAUGCUAAAGGAUAUGGUGUGGCAACACCUGUUGGAUCUAAUCUCAGGGAUCGUUUGAAUUUGGCUGUUUUGACAAUGUUGGAGAAAGGAGAUUUAGCUCGUUUGGAAAAUAAAUGGUGGUACGAUAGGAGUGAAUGCAGAAAUGGAGAUAGUAAGGAAUCUUCUCAAAAUGAAUUAACGUUAAGCAAUGUGGCCGGUUGUUUCUAUAUAUUGGUUGGAGGGUGUAUAUUAGCCCUAUGCGUAGCUACAAUUGAAUUUUGUUAUGUAUCCCAGAUUGAAUCAAAUCGAUCAAAAGUGAGUCUAAUGGAAGCCAUGAAAAAUAAACUACGAAUGUCCAUAAAUGGUGAUUUAGAAGGAGAAUGCAGCAGGGUACGAACAGGGUCCAUUUAAUUCGGUAUACCAAUUUCAAUUUUUAUUUCUUUAGUACUUUACGUAAGUGGAAAGAUAUCCACUCGGUUGUAAUUUUUCGUGAUAAUUUUCUGGAAAUUUUCUUUAAUUUUCAGCUUAAGAUAUUUAAA
Molecule: messenger RNA, 2946 nt
Organism: Centruroides sculpturatus (bark scorpion)
Lineage: Eukaryota; Metazoa; Arthropoda; Arachnida; Scorpiones; Buthidae
Product: glutamate receptor 1-like
Exons: 15
Coding region: 122-2818 (898 amino acids)
Biological process (GO): synaptic transmission, glutamatergic; monoatomic ion transport; modulation of chemical synaptic transmission
Cellular component (GO): postsynaptic membrane; plasma membrane
Molecular function (GO): glutamate-gated receptor activity; transmitter-gated monoatomic ion channel activity involved in regulation of postsynaptic membrane potential
Source: RefSeq, a predicted model, not a curated record